Scutellospora calospora is the source of this 472-nucleotide messenger RNA. The record is from the annotation of a GenBank genome assembly. NCBI's taxonomy places the organism in Eukaryota, Fungi, Glomeromycota, Glomeromycetes, Diversisporales, Gigasporaceae.
ACAUAUUAUGAUCUUAAACCUGCACAAUCUGAUUUUACAACUGUUGGAACUUGUAAUAUUUUAGUAUUACAUAAAGAAAAAAAUCAAAAAUGUGGACAUGAAGUUAAACCAAAUGGAGAAACUGGAAAUUUUAUAGGACAUCUUUCAAAUAAACAUAGAAUUACUAAAGAAAUAAUUAAAGAUGGACAAAGAAUUGAAUCUAAAGAAGUUAAUACUAUUAAUUCUAUGUUUAAACAAGUAGAAAUGAAAAUGGGUAAAAAAAAUAAAAUAGAUCAAGCUUUAGUUGAAUUUAUUGUUAGAAAUUCUCAAUCAUUUUAUAUCGUUAAAAGUAAGUGGUUUAAAGAAUUUAUUUAUGCAUUAAAUAAUUCUUAUGAAAUUCUAUCAAUGAAAUAUAUUAAGCAAAAAAUUCAUGAAGGAUAUAAUUAUUCAAAAACAUUAUUAGUAGAAAGAAUUAAUAAAGAAAUAGAAUUUU